This is a messenger RNA of Xyrichtys novacula (pearly razorfish), 3535 nucleotides long. The record is from the annotation of a GenBank genome assembly. NCBI's taxonomy places the organism in Eukaryota, Metazoa, Chordata, Actinopteri, Labriformes, Labridae.
GAUUUAUAGAUCUCCCUCCUGCAACCUGCGGGUUUUACAGGUCCACCACAUCUGUGUCAGGAGGCCCUGCAUGCCUGCAGCGGCAGGACAGGCGUCUGCAUGUCUGCUGUCAGCACGGUCGCAUAAAUACCUGCAGGUCCAGAUGCUGUGCACACUGUCAGAGUGUCUGCAGGUGGAGGACAGAAGAGGAAGCUGAGAGACGCCAACAUGGUCCCACUGAGGCUGGUCAUCUUUGGAUGUGAGUGUUCGCUCUGUUUCUGCUCUGAUUCUCUGGUUGUUUCAUUUUUAGCUCUAAUCUCUGCCAAGACUGGAGACUUUCCACCACAGCGAAAACUUCAGCAUAUUAAGUUUACCAACUCUAUAUUUUUGAUAGCUGUAGUUCUGUCAUUCAUUAGUGUAAAAUAAUGCAUGUAAAUCAGAUCAUAGUUAUAUAUAUGUUAAUUCUUGUAACAUUUUUAGCAUAAGAAGUGACAAAGAGUUUAUUCUUCAUACUCCAAUUAUUGGAGAAGAUGAAUAGUUGAGUGGUUUAAUCCUGUCUUUAAGGGUUAAAAUUGUGUCAGCUUCCAUAACUGGACACUUAACUUGUCAGUCAAACCUUCAGGAUAUUUUAUACAAUUAUACAGAAGUUACACAAUAUUUGGGUUAUAUUUUUAGACACUGUUUCCAAAGCAGAGAUUAUAGUCAGUCUGUUUUAUGUUCUCAACUUGAAAUGUGUUUAAAAAUGUUUGUAGUGUCAGUGUGAAAUUUUCUGUUUAUUAGCCAUUGCUGUUUCUUAUUUAUUAACUCUGUUAUUGAGAAUUCCCACCUUCAUAUUACUACUAUUCAACAUGGAUGUAUUUUAUUGCAUCAAAUUGUUUCCUUUCCUUUUUUAUGAGCUCUUUGUGUCUUAUCUUCAAGGACGUAGGGUUCAUGUUUUACCGUAUGUUCGUCUUACCCCCUCAUUACCCCAAACUCCUUAAGACAAAGCUACUUAUGGAAAGUAAUGGAACCUGAGCCAAGUGGCAAAGUUGCAUUUCCUCAGCAGAAAAUCAGCAGAAAUGCAUAAACUUGAGAAAAUUUGGUAUUUUCACAAGUUAUAUCAGAACUAAGAAAAAGUAACAGCUGUGCAGACCAAGUACUGUAACCGUACAAGUAGAAGUAAUGGUAGUUUAAGUAGUUAAGAUAGUUGUUCUUUUCUUUUAUACAUGAACACUGUAAAUGACAGCCAAAUGUGGACAGUAAUGGAGACAAACUACAGACAUGAUAUUUUCCGUAGCAGAAAAUGAGUGGAAAUGCUCAGCGUAUUGGAAAACACUGUUUAAAGUAUCAGUCUGAGAAAAUGUAACAAUAAGGGUAUUUUGUUCGAGUAGAAGUAGAUGUAGAGAAAGUUUUCCGAUUCAGUGCAGAUCCUCAAGUUACAUGAACAUGUUUAACUGAACUCCUUUAAAGACCCUCUAUUGUUGACUGCUCAGGGGUUAGAAAGCAGUUUUUAUUGUUUACAGUUCAGAUUGUUUUUCUUUUCGUGCCUCUGAACACAUCUGAACAAUUACUGAGUUUAAAGCUGUGACUGAUGGACUCGUGUUUUUUCAGUGCUGGCUGCAGCUUGGUAUCUCACGGGUGCUGCUGGUAAGUGCAAUGAAACAUGACAGAUCCAAUUUAAGCCAAAACUUCAAAGUUUAGAUAGUUUACAACAGCUUUUGACUUGUUAUCAAUAUACAGUUUUUAUUAAGAAACCUAUCAAUUUUUCUAUCAAAAAAUACAGUGUAAUUCACUUUUAUUAAACUAAAAUUGGACAUUAUGAACAUUUCUGUGAAUUGUAUUGAAGACACACUGUGAAUAUAUAACAUGAAUAAAAUACAUAAAGAAGUUCAAAAUAACAAAAGUAUUUUUUUUUAAUUGAGCAUGAUUUGAAACAAAGUGUGAGAGUGCUUUAAUAUUAUAUUAAUGCACAUCCAAAACAGAUAAACAACACAUAAGGGUGAAACCUUGACUUAGAACAGCAGCAAGACUGUGAGGAUGAUGAGAAUGAUGAAGACACUCUUCGAACUUUGUGUUUUUCAGAGGGAGAGAUCAUCUAUGCCUGUCAUAAUGAAACCGCUGAGAUGUCAUGUGGUAAGAAUCUUUCAUGGUGUUGUACUCAAGCAGAAACCCCCCCUGGGGGAAACUGCAGUUCUCUGAGCGUCCACUAGAGGCUGGCUGCAGAAUCAGUUCCUGUUGUCCACAAGAGAACGGUUAUCCCUGCAUGCAUGAGCAAAUCUAUAGACACUGAACCAUAAAAAUGACAAAGAUAAAGCAAAUAGCACAAAGAAAACAGUUCAAACUGUUUCUUUAAGUGGAAAUGUUUCAAAAUCUCUGAGAAGUGUCCAAAGACGAAAUCAGAAGAAAUCAGGCUGUAGCUAAGACUCGGUUCAUUCUGUCCUUCAGACGUUGGCAGCAAAAUAAAGUUGGAACAUAUCCUCUACAAAGUCGGGGUGGGGACAAGGUGUGGGGAGGGAAAACGCCAUCCAGAGGAUGGACCCGACACCUACUGCACCUUCCCCUGGGCGGAGAUGGUGGUGGAGGACCUGUGAGGACACUUUUCCUUUUCUUUGUACAUUAAAUGAUGUAAGGCCUGUUUGAGUUUUCUCUUCCCUCUAGGGCAGACAGCAGGUAGAAAUACCAGAAAAUGUUUAUACAUUAAUAUCUCUGGUAAGCACUGAGAGGUUGAGGAAUUUGUAACAACAACAAAAAAGAAAGAAAUUUAACUAACUUAAGUUGAAGAAGGAAAUUUGAGAUCAGCUGAGAAAUAAUGUUCACGAAGGUAAAAAAAAAAAAAAAAAAAAGAGUCAGAAGAGCAGUGGGUUCACUCUUAUCUGAAUUCAUACAAUCAGGUUUGGAGUCGCCACCUGCUGGUCAUUUGAGAGAAUGCAGAUCCUCCCUGCUCUGACCUCACUGUCUUCCUCUUUUGUCAUCUCAGCUGUGGGAACAGACGCUCCUGUAAGGUCCCCGUCACAGAGUGGGUGUUUGGUGAAUAUCCCUGCAAAGAGGAGACCAGGUACCUGGAGGUGUCCUACACCUGUGCCACACCACCCCCUCCCCCUCCACCACCUCCACCUCCAACCAAACCUGACUGUACGUACACACUCUUACUCAUAUUUCAUCCAGUAUGAACCUCAAAAAAGCUCCUGAGGGAUGUAAGAUAACAAUAAUAAUGAAAGGACUUGUGUAAAAGUAAAAGUACAAGUACAGGAUUGGGUUGGAGCGUCUCAUUCUCAGUAAAAAAAAAAAAAAAAAAAAAAAGGGUUAUUCCCUGAUUUUUGUGUCUAGUGCUAUGACUCAUCUCUGAUUUUGUUUUUCUCCUCAGGUGAAGAUAAAUCUGCCGCUGAAGCCUGAAGGUUUUAAAAUGUCAUUGUUUGAAGCAGAACAGACAAAACACUCUCAUCAUUUCUGUUUAGAGUCUUUGUUAAAUGUAACUUUUUAAGUCCCACCUAUUGGAUUUUUAUCGUUCACAAGAAGAAAUAAUCCUUUUAAAUCUUCAAGUUAGACUUUCAUCCAGUUUAAUGAAGAAUCAAAAGUG